This is a messenger RNA of Lates calcarifer (barramundi perch), 5636 nucleotides long. It is a transcript of the gene rock2b, whose product is annotated as rho-associated, coiled-coil containing protein kinase 2b. Gene Ontology annotation, biological process: regulation of cell junction assembly; smooth muscle contraction; peptidyl-threonine phosphorylation. NCBI's taxonomy places the organism in Eukaryota, Metazoa, Chordata, Actinopteri, Centropomidae. Gene Ontology annotation, cellular component: cytoplasm; cytoskeleton. Gene Ontology annotation, molecular function: small GTPase binding; Rho-dependent protein serine/threonine kinase activity; ATP binding. The coding region runs from base 412 to 4944 and encodes 1510 amino acids. The transcript has 34 exons. The record is from RefSeq and is a predicted model, not a curated record.
GUCCAAUCAAGCUCGACAGCGGUCCGUCCUACAGGUUGGACACGUUGUGGUCGGAUCAGAUUUUACUGCAGCUACCUGGGAGCAGACGGGACGCACCUGAAAGUGCAGUGCGUCUUCAGUCGGCUCCAAAAAAAAAAAAAAAAAAAAAAAAAAGUCCGCUCGGCUUUCACUUUCUGUUGAGAUACUAAUGAAAUAGGAGCGAGGCGGCGUACUUUGACAGAGGAUAAAUAAUUAACCCUGACUACUCAAAGCCGCAGUUUACAGAAGAGCUGACAUGAGGAGCUGAUCCAAGCAGUAGCGGAGCGGUGUGUCUACCUCUCGCCUGUGUCCUGAGACAAAAAAAGGGCCCGCAGGUGUUUUUGUAUUUUUACUUUUUCAUGUCAUUUGAGCUGGAUACAGUGUACUGUGAUCAUGCUGGGAGCGGAGAGCAGACUGGAAAGCCGGCUGAAGAAGCUGGAGUCCCUGAUGAGGAGCCCUCAGUCGGCACUUAACUUGGGAACCCUACUGGAUUCCAUGAAUGCACUGGCUAACGAUUUGAACUACCCUGCUUUGCGGAAAAACAAGAACAUAGAGGCGUUUCUGAACCGAUAUGAGAAGGCGGUGAGUCAGCUGCGGGAGCUGCAGGUGAAGCUUGAAGACUUCGAGAAGGUGAAGCUGAUUGGGAGAGGAGCCUAUGGAGAAGUGCAGCUGGUCCGUCACAAGGCCUCUAAGAAGGUCUACGCCAUGAAGCAGCUCAACAAGUUUGAGAUGAUCAAGCGGUCAGACUCUGCCUUCUUUUGGGAGGAGAGGCACAUCAUGGCCUUUUCCAACAGCCCCUGGAUCGUUCAGCUGUGCUGUGCUUUCCAAGACGACCGUCACCUCUACAUGGUGAUGGAGUUCAUGCCCGGGGGCGACCUGGUUACGCUCACCAUGAACUACGACAUACCAGAGAAGUGGGCUCGAUUCUACACGGCCGAAGUGGUGCUGGCACUAGACGCCAUCCACUCCAUGGGCUUCAUCCACCGCGACAUUAAACCUGACAACAUGCUGCUGGACCAACACGGACACCUCAAACUGGCCGACUUUGGCACAUGCAUGAAGAUGGACUCGACGGGCAUGGUGCACUGUGACACAGCUGUGGGCACGCCAGACUACAUCUCCCCUGAGGUGCUCCAGUCUCAGGGUGGUGAUGGUAACUAUGGCCGGGAGUGCGACUGGUGGUCUGUAGGAGUAUUUAUCUAUGAGUUGCUGGUUGGUGAAACUCCCUUCUAUGCAGAGUCCUUAGUAGGAACUUAUGGGAAGAUCAUGAACCACAAGAACUCCCUCGUCUUCCCUGAUGAUAUAGAGAUGUCUCAGGAUGCCAAAGACCUCAUCUGUGCCUUUCUUACUGACAGGACAGUUCGUCUGGGCCGCACCAGUGUGGAUGAGAUCAAAUGCCACCCCUUCUUCAAGAACGACCAGUGGACCUUUGACAACAUCAGAGAGACUGUGGCCCCAGUUGUGCCAGAGCUGAGCAGUGACAUAGACACCGCUAACUUUGACGACAUAGAGGAUGAUAAAAGAGAUGCUGAGACCUUCCCUCCACCCAAAGCCUUUGUGGGCAACCAGCUACCAUUUAUCGGCUUCACUUACUUCAAGGAGGACCAGCUGCUGAAGGAAAGUAACAGUAGUUCUGAGGAGGAUAUAGAGGACUGCAAGGAAAACUCUGAGGAUAAGGAGUAUUGCUCAGACAGUAAGAAAGAGCUGCAGAAAAAGCUUCAUCAGCUGGAGGAGAAGCUCGACCAUGAGAUGCAGGCCAAAGAUGAGCUGGAGAACAAGUGCAAAAAUGCUACCAACCGUUUAGACAAGCUGGUCAAAGAAUUAGAUAAGGAGAUGAACAGCAGGCAGAGAGUGGAGGCCUCGCUGAGACAGCUGGAGAGGGAGCGAGCUCUGCUGCAGCACCAGAGCACAGAGACCCUGCGUAAGGUGGAGAUUGAGGCUGACAGGAAACGCAGCCUAGAGAAUGAACUGAACAAUCUGAGGGACCAGCUAGAAGAUCUUAGAAGGAGGAACCAGAAUUCCCAGAUAUCCAAUGAGAAGAACAUCCAACUGCAGAAACAGCUCGAGGAGGCCAACGUUGUGCUUCAGGCCGAGCAGGAGGCGGCGGUGAAGCUGAAGAAGAGUCAAGGAGAGGUGCAGAAACAGGUCCAAAGCCUGGAGGUUAGCCUCAGGGAGAUGCAGGAAAAGUGCAGCCAGCUGGAAAAGAGCAAGAUGGAGCUGGAGAAGCAGCUGAUGGGGCUGCAGGCCGAGCUGGAGGAGGAGAGGAGAGACCGCAACCUCGGGACAGAAACUAUUACUGACCUACAGGGACGUAUCUCUGGCCUGGAAGAACAGGUGAAAGAGCUGAAGUCAUCUCUCUCCAAGGUCCAGUCUGAAAAGAAGCAGCUACAAGAGAAGCUCAAUGACCUGGAGAAGGAAAAGAGCAAUCAAGAGAUCGACCUGACGUUCAAGCUGAAGUCACUCCAGCAGAGUCUGGAGCAGGAGGAGGCGGAACACAAGGCCACCAAAGCCAAGCUCGCUGAUAAAAACCACAUCUAUCAGUCCAUCGAGGAGGCAAAGUCUGAGGCUUUGAAGGAGAUGGAGAGCACCCUGCAAGAGGAGCGUAGCCUGAAGCUGCAGGUGGAGGGCAAAAUGCUGCAGCUGGAGAAGGACCACUCCAUGCUGGACUGUGACUACAAGCAGGUGCAGCAGAGGCUGGAUGAGCUGCAGGCACAGAAGGAGAAACUCUCUGAAGAGGUGAGGAACCUGAACUCACGUCUGGAGCAGGAGAUCCACAAGCGGAGUCUGAGUCAGAGCGAGCUGAAGAUGCAGAACCAGCAGGUGUCGGUCCUCCGCUCCUCAGAGAAACAGCUCAAACAGGAGCUCAACCACCUGCUGGAAGUGAAGCAGCUCCUGGAGAAACAGAACCAGGAGCUACGCAGGGAGAAGCAGGAGGCUGACGGCCAGCUGAAGGAACUGAAGGACCAAUUGGAGGCAGAGCAGUAUUUCACGACUCUUUACAAGACACAGAUCCGUGAGCUGAAGGAUGAGUGUGAGGAGAGAAAUAAGCUGUACAAAGAGGCACAGCAGCGACUGGCGGAAUAUGAGGAGGAGAGGGAUUCUCUGACAUCCCAGCUGGAAGCCAGUUUGACCAAGGCUGACUCUGAGCAGCUGGCUCGCUCCAUCGCAGAGGAGCAGUACUCCGACCUGGAGAAGGAGAAGAUCAUGAAGGAGCUGGAGAUUAAAGACAUGAUGGCAAGACACAAACAGGAGCUCAGCGACAAGGAGGCCACCAUCAGCUCGCUUGAGGAAUCCAAUCGCACUCUGACAGUGGAUGUAGCCAACCUGGCCAGUGAGAAAGAGGAGCUCAACAACCAGCUGAAAGAAAUGCAGCAACAGUUCCAGAAAGCCAGGGAGGAGGAGAAGCACAUGAACUCACUCAAACUGUCCUUUGAAAAGCAGCUGCAGAAUGAAAGGACACUAAAAAUUCAGGCUGUCAACAAGCUGGCGGAGGUGAUGAACAGAAGGGAGACGGUGCGGGGAGGCCACCGAAGCAUCGACACCGAGGUUCACAGGAAGGAGAAGGAGAACAGGAAGCUGCAGCUGGAGCUGAGAGCGGAGAAGGAGAAACUCAACAGCACCAUCAUCAAAUACCAGAAGGAGCUGACGGAGAUGCAGGCGCUCAUAGCCGAAGAGAACCAGGUGCGUUUGGAACUCCAGAUGGCGUUGGACAGUAAGGACAGCGACCUCGAGCAGCUCCGGUGCCAGCUCACCUCCCUCAGCGUUCACUCUCUCGACUCCACCAGCAUCAGCAGUGGCAACGACCUGGACAUGGGCGACGGAUAUCCAGUGCGCAUUACUCACUCGCACACCUCUGAAUCAAUGUCCUUCACCUACCAGCGCACACACAAAUCUGUCUGCAUCGACACUCGGCCUAACCUUCGCUCCACCCGCCCUCUCUUUGACUCUGACUCCGACUCUGAGGAUGAAGAAGAAGAAUGUGACGGGCAGGUGGAGCAGGGCCGCCGUCCCCUGGCCCUCACCUACGAACAGCCCCCUGAGCCCGAACCUGCAGACUCCAGGCUGGAGGGUUGGAUUUCACUUCCUACCAAGAACACAAAGCGGUUUGGCUGGGACAAAAAGUAUGUGGUGGUGAGCAGUAAAAAGAUCCUGUUCUAUAACAGUGAGCAGGACCGAGAGCAGGCCAACCCCUUCAUGACCCUGGACAUUGAUAAGCUGUUUCAUGUCCGACCUGUCACUCAAACUGAUGUGUAUCGUGCUGAUGCCAAAGAAAUUCCGAGGAUAUUCCAGAUCUUGUACGCCAAUGAAGGUGAGAGCAAACGGGAACAGGAGGUCGUAGUGGAGCCCACGCCGUUUGGCGAUCGCUCCUCCUACAUCAGCCACAAGGGCCAUGAGUUCAUCCUCACCCUCUAUCACUUCCCGUCCAGCUGCGAGGCCUGCACUCGGCCGCUGUGGCACGUCUUCAAGCCCCCGCCGGCCCUCGAGUGCCGCCGCUGUCACACCAAGUGCCACAAAGACCACCUGGACAGGAAGGAGGAAGUUAUUGUGCCCUGCAAGGUGAACUACGACAUGUCCACCGCCAAAGAGCUGCUUCUGCUGAGCAACUCUCAGGAGGAGCAGCAGCGCUGGGUCAGUCACCUCCUCAAACGCAUCCCGAGGAAACACCCGACGAUGAGUCCUCCCUCGGCGGCGCAGAACACCCCUCCUGAAGCGACGCCACAUUCCUCUCCACGACUCUCGCCACGGCCCUCACCCAGGGAAUCGCCUCGUAUGUCGGCCCACCGUGGAGCUAUAAAGAUCCAGCCGAGCAGACAGCAGCAGUCAUCGGGGAAGACCAGAUUGCUUGAGUUUGGCCUGAAAGACUGGAGUUGGUCGUUGGAUGAUGUCGAUAAUGAUGAUGAUGAUGAUGAUGAUAUGCUCUUCUGAGGAAGUGAAAGAGGGGGGACAGAGGUUAACCCUGGCUGAUCAAAGAUGUGUGUUUUCAUCUUUGUGGAUUAAUAACCGCAGUCUGGACGAAAUGCCUACAUGUGUUAUUUGUUCAGGGAACUAGACUGGAAAAAAAAAAAGAAAAACAUUCACAGAACCUGGCUGUCGUCAUGAGAACUGGGACUGUGUUUGUCAUUUUAACAAGAGGAAAAUGAGCAUAGCCUCUUCAUAUUACAGUGAGACUUCAUCCAAAGAAAAAUGAAAAAAGCUCAAUGCCUUGUGAUUAAACCUGCCUUAUUUUAUAAUCAUCAUGACAAAAACAUGGACAUUUUAUUCUGUCAGAUGCAGUGACUCCCUUGGGUUUAUAUUUGUGAAGUGUUAAGCAUGUGUGUGAACAUUUGUACAUAGGAUUAAGAGGUCUGUCUGUGUAUAUAUACACAGAAAAUGUAGCUCAUAGUAUAUGAUUGUUCUAUUUUCAUGGAUAUAACUCUGCAGCACAUUAUACAGUCCUGUAAAUGUAUGAAUACACUUUUGCUGAAUGGAAGAUUUUACAUCAUUAUGAGUCGAUUUUCUUGGACAUACUUCAUUACACAAAGUAAGACAGAAUAAUGAGAAUCAAACAGAAAUUAUGUGUUUUCUUCUUGCCAUUCAUGACAAGUUCAAAUAAAUUCUGUUACCCUGAAAAUGAAUAA